This is a messenger RNA of Rotaria sp. Silwood1, 5021 nucleotides long. NCBI's taxonomy places the organism in Eukaryota, Metazoa, Rotifera, Eurotatoria, Philodinida, Philodinidae. The record is from the annotation of a GenBank genome assembly.
ACAUACGAACCUUGCUCGGUGUAUGACCCUCCUUUCAGUAGAGGGAAAAACGAUGUUGUAAAUGUUGUCCAACAAUACUUUGUGAACUAUUAUUUCCUAUUAUUUUAAUAGCAUUAUUAGCUUUAAUCCGUUAUGGAACAAAUGCAUUUGUAAAAGAAAUGAAUGCUAAUCCUGAGUCAGUACUAAGAGAUUUGAAUCAUCGUACAUGUCCACAAAAUAUAAAUCCUACAACAACUUUAUCAAAUGAUUUAUUAAAGAAAUGUUUUAAAUUUCCACCAAGUUAUCCAGGACGUAGAUGGAUUUCAUUUGAAUCGGAAACAAUUUUCGAUAAAAUAAAUCUUGUUUUUCAUCCUAUGGCAAAUGAAACUAAAGAACUUGUUAAACGUGCUAAAAAACGUCUCGAACAAAUGAAUUGUAAUAACAUGAAAGUUUGGAGUCAAAAUAUAAAUGAUGGAAAUGACAGUUAUUUAUUACAAAAUCAAAAAGGAGAUACAAUUAUUAUUGAUUUUGGUUCAAUAACUGAUCUUAAAAAUAAACGAAAUAUUGAUUACAAUAUAAUGGUUCGAAAGCUGUAUACUAUUCCAAAAAAUGAUCCAAUUGAUAUGUCGUUUAUAUCAUUUUUACAUCCGACACUCAUUGCUGAUCGAUCGGAUAUAAUGGAUGAUAAUAAUAAAGAUCAAGGUUCGAAAUUACCUGCAUUUACAGAUGUAAAAAUAUUUAUUGAUUCAUUACUUAUUGGAUAUCAAACGAAUACAAAUAUUGAAUAUGAACUUGAAAGAACUCCUAUGAUUUGUACAUCAUUUCAAAGUGGAUUAUCAAGUUUAACAAAAAUUUUCAUUGAUUUGAUCUUUCUUAUUCCAUAUUGUAUUCUUCUAACCAGUUUAAUUCAAGAGAAGAAUGCUAAAGUUAAAGAAAUCCUUAAAGUACUUGGAAUUGAACCAAUUCUAAAUAAUUUUGCUCACGCAAUUCGUACAUUAAUUAUUCUUUGUCUUUUAAUCCUGCUCUUAUGCAUUGUAUUGAAACAAAAUCCAAAUGGAUAUUUUCUCACAGUUAAUUUUCAUAUUCUCUUUCUUGGUUAUUUAAUUUUCAGUUUACAAUUAAUUUCAUUCUGUAUAAUGAUUGCACAAUUAUUUGAUAAAAAUGUUCGUGCACAAUUAACUAUUUUUGUCAUUUAUCUUUUAUCAUUAAAAAUUUAUUCAUAUACAAUUUUUUGGCCGACAACAAUACAAUAUCUACUGAUAUUUUUCUGUCCUCAUAUUGCUGGAUAUUCACUUUUUCAGCAAGCAGUUUUACAUGAUUUAGCGGAAAAAGAUAUAUCAUUAUUUCAAUCGAUUUAUCGUUAUGUACCAAUUUAUUUUUCAACAUUGAUUAUUAUGAUUUGUAGUUGUAGUUUUUACUGGUUAUUAUCUUGGUAUUUAGAAAAAGUAUUUCCAAGUGAAUAUGGUAUUUCACUUGAUUGGAAUUUUCUCUUUAAACGAGAUUAUUGGCGUUCAGAAAAACUUGAUCAUCAUACUCAAUCAUUACCUAAUCGUGAUGCAUUACUUUCAAGAAGAAAUUCAACUGGUACAGCUAUUGUUCAUGUUAAUAACCUUGUAAAAAAAUUUGGUCCGGAUAAAAUAGCUGUUAAUAAUGUUUCAUUUGAUUUAUAUGAAAAUCAAAUAACAUCAUUAGUUGGACCAAAUGGUUCGGGAAAAACAACAAUAUUUAAUUGUUUAAUUGGUAUAUAUAAACAAACAUCAGGAACAAUAAAAAUACAGAAUGAUGAUGGAAAAAAUUUUGAUACACGAAUAAAUAUGGAAAUGUUAAGAAAAUCAAUGGGUUAUUGUCCACAACAUGAUAUACUUUUUGAUUUAUUAACUAUAAAAGAACAAAUAGAAUUUUAUGCAAUAGCACGAGGAUUUGAAAAACAUAAAGAAAAAAUAGCAAAUGAAAUGCUUCAUUUAAUGGAUCUUGAAAAUUUUAAAGAUCUUUAUUGUAAUACAUUAUCUGGUGGAAUGAAAAGACGUUUAUCAUUAGCUUGUGCCUUUAUUGGAGACACAAAAAUAAUUCUUCUUGAUGAACCAUCAAGUGGACUUGAUCCAUCAAAUCGUCGUUCAUUAUGGGAUUGGUUACGUUCAAUGAAACAAGGUAAAACACUUUUAUUAACAACACAUUUUAUGGAAGAAAGUGAUGCUUUAUCCGAUCGAAUUAUAAUUAUUGCUAAUGGAAAUAUUAAAGCCGAUGGAGCAUCAGCUGAAUUAAAAGAAAAAUAUGGAUUAGGUUAUAAAUUAAUUAUUCAUAAACAGAAUAAUUCUCAUACAAAUGAUAUUAAAAAUGCGUUAUGUCAUUAUUUACCAGAAUUAAAAAUCGAAAUAGAUAUAUAUGGUGGUGAUGUUGUUUUUCGUACAAAUCAACAACCAAAUAAACAAUUUAUACAAGCAUUACAUCAUCUUGAAACAAUGAAACGAGAAAAUCGAAUUAAAGAUUAUGGAGUACAAAAUAGUACAAUGGAUGAUGUUUUUUUAAAACUCACAAAAGAUACAAAUAUUGAGAAUGAAUCAGAAUCAAUAUCAGUGGAUACUGAUACAUUAGAGCAACAAUGUCAUUGUGUAUUUAAUGAUCAACAUAUUUCUACCGGUAUUCGGUAUCAUUUAAGUCAAUAUCAUGGUUUAAUAAUCAAAACAUUACUUGUACGUUAUCGUCGUUGGGCAUUAACACUAAUUGUUUUAUUAUUACCAGUUUUAUAUAAUCUUUUAUCAAAUAUAGCAUCACGUAGUCACAAUGAAAGUGGAAUAUUUAAAAUGAAUUUAAAUUCACUUAAUCCACAAACCAUUUUAUAUCAUACCGAUCCAAUGAUAGAAAAAUAUUUUCUUGCAUCUAUUGAUGGUGCAAUACUUGAACAAAAAUCAGGAAAUAUAUCCCAAAUGAAUCGAGAGAUUUUGCAAAAACGAAUGGAUCGUCCAUAUACAUAUACAGAUAUUUAUCUUGCUUUCAAUAUUCCAAAACCAACUAGAAAUAAAUAUAAAAUUCAAACAUUAUCAUCAAAUUUAAUAUCCGGUUAUGAAGUUACUUCAUUAGCAUCAAAUACAUUUUAUAAAUAUGCAUUAAAUGAUACAGAUGCAUCAAUUCAAACGACAUUGAUCUAUAAAAAAAUAGGAAAUUUUACAACGCAACCAUCCAUUGAGGAUAUAUUGAAUUAUUUAAGUAUAAUAUCAUGUAUUCUUAAAGUUUUACCAAUAACAUUAUUAUUUGAUAUAUUUAUAUUUUACAUUCUAUUCUUCUAUGUAACUGUAUUUUUAAUCAGCGAACGAAAAGAUAGCUUUCUAUCAUUGCUUAAUAUCAGUGGUUUACAUCCAGCAUCGUAUUGGAUAUUUACUUAUCUUUUUGAUACAAUUAUUUCUAUUAUAUGGUUUUGUUAUUUACUUGCUGUUUAUUGUAUAUUUCAUGUUGGUUUUAAUGAUAUACCCAACAAGAAGUCUCAAACAGAAAAUACAGUUCUAUUUGAAUUUCUUAGUCCAUGGGAUUUACGAGUACAAUUUUAUCCAUUAACAAUAUUAAUUAUAUUACCAACAUUACCAUUUACUUAUUUAUUAACCAAACUUUUUAAAAAUGAUAUCAAUGGUGGAAUGUCAAUAUGUUUUAUAUUAACAAUUCUUCAUGUAAUAAGUAUUAUUGUCUCAGUAAUAACAAUGAUUGCUGCAAAUGCAUCUGUUCGAAUGCUUUUAUAUUGGUUAUUUAAUAUAAUAUCCCCAAGUAUCAAUGCUCAAGUUAUAGUUACAUAUAUUUUAGCACAAAAAAGUAUAUCUUGUAAGUCAGCUAUUACUAAUUUGAAAAUGCCACAUUUUGAAUCAAUUGGGGAUGAUACAAUUGGAUGGAAUUGUUUUAUUCUUGUUUUACAUAUAUCAUUAUUAUUAUCAUUAAUUAUCAUUAUUGAUACUGGUUUAUUAAAAUUCUCAUUUUCAUUUUUAUAUAAAUCAAAUUUUGAUAAAAAUACACUUGAUGAUUAUGUUUUAGCUGAACGUUCUCGAAUAUUAGAUUUACAAACAAAUAUAUUUGAUGAUGAUGAUGAACAUAUUGAUUAUUUAACAGUUAAUGAUCUUGUAAAAUAUUAUCCAAGACGUAAAAUUUUAGCUGUGAAUCAUUUAACCUUUGGUGCAAAACGUGGUGAAGCAUUUGGUUUACUUGGUUAUAAUGGCGCUGGAAAAACUACAACAUUUCGUGUUAUAGUUGGUGAUUUACUAUCCACGCAAGGCACAGCUUAUAUAGAUGGACACAAUGUUCAUCGUCGUAUAAGAUCAACACGUCAUUUAGGUUAUUGUCCACAAGAAAAUUGUAGUAUGGAUUUUUUAACUGUUCAAGAUAGUCUUUAUUUAUUAGCACGUAUACGUGGUGUAAAAAUUUCACAUAUAAAAACGAUUGCUGAAACGAUGAGUUCAUUAUUUUUACUUGAUCAAUUUUUAAAUAAUUAUAUUCAUCAAUUAAGUGGCGGAACAAAACGUCGAUUACAUGCUGCAAUGGCAUUGAUUGGACCACCAUUAGUUGCUAUUCUUGAUGAACCAACAACGGGUGUUGAUCCAAAUGUUCGACAACAAAUGCAAGAAAUAUUUUUAAAUGCUGUUAAAGCUAAAUUAACAAUUAUUUUAACUAGUCAUUCCAUGGAUGAAUGUGAACGUGUUUGUAAUCGUCUUGGUAUCAUGGUUGAAGGACAAUUAGCUUGUUUAGGUACAAUUCAACAUUUAAAAUCUAAAUUUGGUCAAGGCUAUACAAUUGAAAUAAAAGUUCGCUCAAUAUCUGAUGACACAAAUAUUGCACCAAUUCAUAAUGUUCAAUCAUUUUUAUUAUCACAAAAACAAUAUCAUGUUGAAAUAAAAGAAACAACAAAUUCAACUGGUUUAUUUCAUAUAUCACAAACUACACCUGCUGAAUUAUUUCAAUUGAUUGAAGAAAAUAAACAACAAUUAAAUAUUGAAACAUAUACGAUUUCACAAACAACACUAGAGCAAAUAUUUUUAUCAUUUGGAAAAGAAAUUCAUACUACUUAA